AUGGGUGUCGGUCGUCGCAUGCAGAAGCAGGGUCCGCCGCCAGCGCUGGACGAGUCGCUAGUCACUAGAAAGCGGAAGCUGGCUGCUCCCACGAAUGGCGCGAUCAAGAAGCAAAAGACUGCCGAAAUCAAGAAGCCCAUCGCAAAUGGCAAAGCCAAGAAGGCGGCUCCCAAGAAAGUCUCCAAAGCACCAGAGCCUGAACCUGAAGAUGAUGGACUCUCUGAUCUUAGCGGCGACGCUAUCGAUGACCCAGAUAUCAUGGAGGACGAGCUGGACGGGAUAGAAGAGGCAGAUCUCGACGAUGCAGACGAUGACGAGAUCGACGACGAUGCAGACGAUUUCGCGAAUGCGCUGUCAGGAUCUGAUGAAGAUGUCGUGGAUUCGGACGACGAAGGUGUGCGGCAUAAGAGGAUGUGGUCUGACGAUGAAGACUCGGAUGCGGAGGAAAAGCUCACGGCGGCCAACAUUGCUGGUCUGUCGAGGAAAUUGGACCAACAACGGGCACAAGAGGCAGCAGAGGCGGAAGAAGAACUGAAAGACGACGCACUACAAACCAACAUCGCGGCAGCCGAUAUACCGGACGAUGAAGAUGGGCAGAAGGCGAGCUUGCUGGCCCCCGAUUUGCAGCUGCUUAGGACGAGGAUAACAGAGACAGUGCGUGUCUUGACGAGUUUCAAAGACUUGGCAGAGCCUGGAAAGAGCAGGGCCGAAUACACCCAGGCCCUCCUGCGAGACAUUUGCACAUACUACGGCUACUCGCCCUUUCUGGCGGAAAAGCUCUUCUCGCUUUUCCCGCCCCAAGAAGCACUGGCUUUCUUCGAUGCCAACGAAACACCUCGACCAAUGGUCAUUCGCACAAACACCCUUCGCACACACAGACGAGAUCUGGCUCAUGCUCUCAUCAACCGCGGCGUGACUCUGGAACCCGUGGGCAAGUGGUCAAAAGUUGGUCUACAAAUUUUCGAAUCCCAAGUUCCGCUUGGUGCUACGCCAGAGUACUUGGCUGGACACUACAUCUUGCAGGCUGCGUCGUCUUUCCUCCCUGUCAUGGCCCUCGCGCCUCAAGAGCAUGAGAGGGUUCUUGACAUGGCAGCUGCUCCAGGUGGUAAAACGACACAUUUGGCUGCUCUCAUGCGAAACACUGGCUGUAUCUUCUCCAACGAUUCGAAUAAAGAUCGAGCCAAGGGUUUGAUCGGAAACAUACAUCGCUUGGGCGUCAAGAACACCAUUGUAUGCAACUACUCCGCACUCGAGUUUCCGCGUGUAAUGGGUGGAUUUGACCGCGUGCUUCUUGACGCUCCUUGUUCUGGAACCGGAGUCAUUGCCAAAGAUGCCAGCGUCAAGACGAACAAGACCGAAGCCGACUUCCUCCGCCUGCCCCAUCUUCAAAAGCAACUUCUGCUUGCCGCUGUCGAUUCUGUGGACCAUGCCAGCAAGACCGGCGGCUACAUUGUCUACAGUACAUGUUCCGUCACCGUCGAGGAGAAUGAGCAGGUCGUACAGUACGUUCUCAACAAGCGACCCAAUGUCAAGCUGGUCCCUACCGGUCUCGUCUUUGGCAAAGAAGGUUUCGUCAAGUACCAAGCGAAGCGCUUCCACCCGUCCAUGAAGGAAACCAGGCGCUACUAUCCACACGCUUACAACGUCGAUGGUUUCUUCGUCGCGAAAUUCAAGAAGACUGGACCAACACCGCCGAAUGCCGUCAAAGCUCAGGGCAGUGCAGAAGAGAAGAAGCAGCAUGCUAACGGCACCAAGGAAGAGCAAUACGUGGAUGAUGAUGUGGCUGAUGAGGUGGAUGCUGUCGACGGCGCUGAAGAAGAGGAGUUUGGUGGAUUCGAUGAGGAGGAGGACCAAAAGUACAUCGAGCGGAGUUUGAAGAAGCAGUUGAAGAAGAAAGGCAUCGAUCCUAAAGCGACCAAAGCAAAGGCUGUCAAGAGUCUUUCGAAGUAA
Molecule: messenger RNA, 1950 nt
Organism: Zasmidium cellare ATCC 36951
Lineage: Eukaryota; Fungi; Ascomycota; Dothideomycetes; Mycosphaerellales; Mycosphaerellaceae
Exons: 1
Coding region: 1-1950 (649 amino acids)
Biological process (GO): maturation of LSU-rRNA; rRNA base methylation
Cellular component (GO): nucleolus
Molecular function (GO): RNA binding; rRNA (cytosine-C5-)-methyltransferase activity
Source: RefSeq, a predicted model, not a curated record